Molecule: messenger RNA, 1597 nt
Organism: Nematostella vectensis (starlet sea anemone)
Lineage: Eukaryota; Metazoa; Cnidaria; Anthozoa; Actiniaria; Edwardsiidae
Exons: 3
Coding region: 152-745 (197 amino acids)
Source: RefSeq, a predicted model, not a curated record
GAGCUUUAAUGAAUAAACAAAGGAAUUUGGGCAGAUAAGUCGGUGUAAAAUAAAUACAAUAAAAUAUUUUUUUGUAGGGACCGCUACUCCUUCAUCGUGCAAAGAAGUUUAUGACAGAGGACUAAAAAAAGACGCAGCAUACAUUCUAAACAUGGAAAGCAGAAGCGUAGAGAUCUAUUGUUAUCUGACAGUGAUUGACGGCUGCGGCGAUGGGGGAUGGACGCUGGCCAUGAAAGCCGACGGUGCAAAGGCCACGUUCCUGUACGAGUCUUCUCUCUGGACCAACAAGCUCGCAUACAACCCCUCGGCCGGUCUGACGGGCUUCGAUAACCAAGAGACCAAGCUCCCAAGCUACUGGGCCACGCCCUUCACCAAGAUCUGCAUCGGGUUCAAGGUCGGGGCCACCCUUAAGUCCAUGAUCAUCCCCUACACGGCUACGUCAUUCUAUGACAUCAUCGCGGACGGCAACCAACGUGGGAUCACACCGAUCGGGAAGACCGCUUGGAGGGCACUUAUCGCAGGCUCGUCCAUGCAGGCAUACUGUAAUCGAGAAGGGUUUAACGUGGCUGGUGGUGUGCGUGUAGGGGUGAUCAGUAAUAAUGAAAACGACUGUCUAUCUCUUGAUAGCAUGGUGGGUAUCGGGGGAAGAUCUUGGCUUAGCAAUAGUGCUGGGAAUAGCUGUAAAUAUGUUUGUGACAAUGGCGACCUUAAUAUUGCAGCUAUAGGGUAUCUUUUCGUUCAAUGAGUCCUACCUAAAGUAUGGUUCAUGACUAGGAACCGUUGCUUAGAUUUUUUAGGGGCUUUGUCCCCUGCCCCACUGCUAAGUAUAAGUUAAAGGAUUUUAGCAGGAUUUCACAUCGGACAAACAAACACAGCAAGAGAGCAAAUGGGUUAGGUGUCCUUCGCAGUCUUUCUGUCCUCUGUCAUGCAAUACCUUUGAGCCCAAUUACUGAGCUCAAGCACGUUGCGUGACUGAGAACAGAACCACUUCGCAGGAGAUUAAUUUCAAGACCAAGCUGGGCGCUGAUGCAUAUAUACAUAUAAACUCUGAUAUAAGACUGGAGGCAACAUAUCGGUUAAAAUGUAUAAGAGCAAGCAAGGCAGAUCGGCCGCAGGAUCAGCGGUUACGAGUUUUAGCAAGGCAACCAAAUCAGUACCCUGUUUAGGACGGCCUUGCUUUAAAUUAUGUACCCUGUUCCCUGGGGGGGGGGGGGGACUCUCCAGAAAAGUAGACAGGAAUGCUCGACCUAUCUUUUAGGGUAUAAAAUUCUUACCAACUGCUAUCUCUUAGGGGAUGUAUUAGGAAUUUUUCCGAUUCUGCUAUCUUUUAGGGGUUUUCACGUCCGUAAACCACAAGUCAACUGAUCGGUUGUUCCUUCAGUUUUAUUGUCGGUAACAAAGAAUACAGGAUCCGUCGGCCAAUUAAAACGAGCAUUGUUUUUAAUGCUAUCUCUAAGGGUUAAAAAUGCCUUCGACCACACUCAAUGUGCUUUCUCUUUAGGGGUAAGAAUUGUUGUUGACCACGCCCUUAGUGCUAUCCCUUAGGGUUAAAAUUGAUUUUGCUGUCGAGCACCCCGUCUGUUUUUCUCGAAGUCAC